Ceraceosorus bombacis is the source of this 1260-nucleotide messenger RNA. The record is from the annotation of a GenBank genome assembly. Lineage: Eukaryota; Fungi; Basidiomycota; Exobasidiomycetes; Ceraceosorales; Ceraceosoraceae.
AUGACCGCAAUCUCCUGGGCUACCAAAGCCCUCAAAGAGGAAGUCAGAGGUCUGACGACAGUGCCGCCGGUGCUGCAUUGGGGUCUGAUCCACACCAAGCAGCUCAAACAGGACAUCAUUGGUCCUCUGCUGUGGAGAAGCCUCAAUGCAGCUACUGAGCUUACUGCAGGGGUCAUGGAAAAGGUUUGGAUGGGCUUUUGAUCCGUGGGGAAUGUCAAGGUGAGCACAAAGGCAAAGGUCUAUCAAAGCAGGAAGGCAUUGACCUCUUGUACAUAAUACAUGCAUUUAGUGGCUGGAGAUUGCAAGCUCUGUGGUACAGGGUGCUGCCCUCACAUCUCAGCCAGCCAGCAACUUGUUUGACUGUGGGGUAACAGUUGCUAAGCAAUGUGCACUGAGCGUCCAGGUGAUUCUGGUCGAUGCAUCAUGCUCUGUCUACACCCUGGGUGUAGACAAAGAGCCCAAGUACUGCUUGGGGGUUGACAAGGAAGGGGUGCCACUUGUGCCUAGCUCUAAGGCUUGGGCCAAGCAAACCUUCUGCAUCCCUCAAGAGCGCUUGCGGGUGGUGGAGGGAGUCAAACCAAAGGUAUCUGAGGUGGAGUAUAAGCUUGAUGCCAGCAUCAGAGCACAUACCAAAUGGAAGAGCAACAAGCUCAACAUUGCUCCAUUGAAGCCUCUUGAGGAUGUGGUGUCACAGGGACAAGAGCCCCAGCUGGCCCUCAUCCUCAAUGCCAACCUGGUGAAGACUCAUGAAGCCACCAAAGAUGUAGAAUUGGUGGAUGGCCAGCUCUUGAGCCAGGCCAGCAUUGCUGCAAUGAAGUGGGAUCUCUUGCACACUGAUGAUUUACUCCUUGGUGUACGCAUGGAUACCCAUGGAGCACAACAGGCUGCUGUGGGGACAGCACUCUGCCAGGCGGCAGUCAAGUCAGCUCUGCUGACUCGAUCAAGCUGGCGGCGGGAGAGUGCACGGACAAACUCUGGGGCUGCUGCAGGGAUUGGAUACCGGUUGGAUCACUGUGGGAAUGUUGGGCCUUACCAAAACACUGGUAAAAAGCUGACUGUAUGUAAUGGAAGGAUUGUUGUAUUGAGAUUUGAGCUGACUGUGUGUUGUCAUUACAGAAAGACCAACAAAACCAACAGGAGGUUCAAGAUGAGAUCAUUUUGGAUUACCUUGAGGGGUUGACAGCUGGAAUCUUGCCUGGACUGCAUAAGGAGCACAGGACAGUUACUAGGGAGGCAGGACUACCAUCUGUGGGAUAUUGA